Molecule: messenger RNA, 3359 nt
Organism: Stegastes partitus (bicolor damselfish)
Lineage: Eukaryota; Metazoa; Chordata; Actinopteri; Pomacentridae
Product: SRC kinase signaling inhibitor 1-like
Exons: 17
Coding region: 75-3359 (1094 amino acids)
Biological process (GO): regulation of dendritic spine morphogenesis
Cellular component (GO): cytoplasm; postsynaptic density; actin cytoskeleton
Source: RefSeq, a predicted model, not a curated record
UCCUCUGAAGGUUUCCGAGUCUGCCGAGGAGCUAAUGAAGCCGAAGUGUAAAUGACGAAGUGCCUUUAGACAACAUGCUGGAAGCGGAGACUCGGACGCCUCGUGUGACUCGACUGAGCCCGACACAGCCGGCCCUCGCCGACCAGGCCAGCAGGGUGUCCUUCGCGUCAGCUGAGAAUCUGGAGACCAUGUCGGAGCCAGACAUCCCCAUCGGAUUUAACCGGAUGAACCGGCUUCGUCAGAGCCUGCCGCUGGCCCGGUCGUCCAGCCAGGCCAAGCUGCGAGCACCAGGGAUCUUGUUCCUCCAGCUGGGGGAGGAAACCCGCCGGGUCCACCUGACCCACGAGCUGACCAGCCUGGACACUCUGAGGGCGCUGAUCGUGCACAUGUUCCCCCAGAGGCUCACCAUGGCCAUGCUCAGGUCUCCCAGCACGGCGCUGCUGAUCAAAGACGAGACCCGGAACGUCUUCUACGAGCUGGAGGACCCGCGGGACGUUCAGGACCGCUGCGUGAUCAAGAUUUACUGCAAGGAGCCCAUCUACGGCACCUACCCCGGACACCACAACCCCCACCUGGCCAACGGGGACCUCAGAAGGGAGAUGGUGUACGCGCCCCAGGACUCUCCACCCAACCGCCGCCUGAGCAACCCGCCCAUGUCUUCCCAGCAUUCGUCCGCCUCCGCCUCGCCUCCUCAGGGCUCGCCGUCUCGAGCCCGCCUGCUGUACAGCGGCGGCCGGCCUUCUUCCUACGCCGGGCCUCCCCACCACACCCACUCCCUGCCCCACCCGCACUCCCAGUCCCACCACUCCUCUCCCCACCAGCAGCCUCAGCUCCACCAGCCCCACCACACCCAGCCGGCCUUCUGCGCCUCCUCCAGCGCCAUACUGGAGCGCAGGGAUGUGAAGCCCGACGAUGAAGUGGGGGGAUCCAGGAGCAUGGUGCUGCUGCGGGGAGAUGAGCGCGGGGGAGGUGGGAUCUACGCGGACCCCUACUCCCUGGGCCCGGACACGAGUCGGCUGAGUCUGGCCGGAGGUCCUCACUCUCCUCUGCCGGCCCGAGCCGACCCCUACGGCUCCUUGUACCGCCGGGGAGGAGGUGGAGGAGGAGGCGGCGCCGGAUCGGUCCGUUCGCUCACUUCCUAUUCUGCAGCUGCUUUACAAGGAGAGCUGAUGGAAAGCGGCGCCCUCUACAGGCCGGGGGGUCCGCUUUAUAACGACGCCUACGCUGCGUCGGUGCUGGCCAUGGGGCUGCGAGUGCCGCCGCCGUCCUCCCCGCAGAAGAUACCCGACGUGAGGGAUCCCUACGGAGGCACCAUGCCCGCUCGGGGCUCCCCUGGCAGGCAGAGUUUACGAAGAGACUCUGUGAGCUCCUCUGUGUUUGGAGACAGUCCCAAAGCCCGGGGCCAGGGUCCGGGGUUAGGUCUCACCUCGGAGCAGCUCUGCCUGAUGGCUGGAGGCGAGGGAGGUGGCCCUGGAGGCUUCGGUUCACCUCUGCUGGGGAACGAGACCGAGACCAGGGAGCGGAUGGAGGCCAUGGAGAAGCAGAUCGCCAGUCUGACCGGGCUGCUGCAGAGAGUCCUGAGCAGAGCGCCGGAGGCAGAAAGCCCGGAGAAGAUUGAGUCAGCCAGUGACUGCUCGGGAACUGACACUGGACGCGCUAAAAAAAAGAAAGCUUUGACACCGUCGGCCCCGCUGGCCCUGAUGCCACCUCCACCCUCGGGGCCCAACCAGCCGGUACCGGUGUCACGUCUGCAGAUGCAGCUCCACCUACAGGGCCUGCAGCAGAACACCAACGCUCUGCGCAAACAACUCUCGCAGCUGCGCAACAUGCAGCUGGAGAACCAGGACUCGGUUCUGUCCCUGCUGAGGCAGACGGAGUCAGAGCUGAGCCUCAUGAUGCUGGACGCCAUGCGGACCCAGGAGGACCCGCUCCAGAGACAGCGCCUCCUGGUGGAGGAGGAGAGACUCAAGUACCUCAACCAGGAGGAGCUGCUCAUCCAGCAGCUGCACGACCUGGAGAAAUCUGUGGAGGAGCUGCAGAGGAACUCGUCGGUCAACCACGGCCUGGUGACGGAGCAGGACGUGGAGCAGAAGAGCAAAGAGCUGAGGAUGCUGGGAGAGACGCUCACCGAGCUCAAGAACCAGUUUCCCAGCCUGCAGAGUAAGAUGCGGGUGGUGUUGAGGGUGGAGGUGGAAGCUGUGAAGUUCCUGAAAGAGGAGCCUCACCGCCUGGACGCCCUGCUGAAGCGCUGCAACACCAUGACUGAUGCUCUCAGCACGCUGCGCAGACAAGUGACUGAGGGCGUGUGGAAGAGCCCCGAAGACGUCUCCAGCCAGCAGAAGAGAUCCGAGGACCUCGACAUCCUGAACAGCCCUCCGCUCAGCCUCACCGACCUCAGCACCAGCGCCGGCCUCGCCAACUGGAUGCCCGUUACGGCCGGCGACGGCGACGCCUCGGGCCCCGAGCAGGACAACCAGCCCCCCAUGACCUUCAGGAACCGAGUCCUGGACGAGCUGCCGAGCCGACGCCCCGCCGACAAAUCCGUGUCGGCCGAAGUCAGACUGGCGGCCGAGCGGGACUGGGAGGAGAAGCGAGCCAGCUUGACCCAGUUCAGCGCUCAGGACAUCAACCGGCUGCUGGAGGAGACCCAGGCCGAGCUGAUGAAGGCCAUCCCGGACCUGGACUUCGCCGCCAGGCACAUAAACAAGCCGGCGGUGCCCCCCAAGCCCCAGAUCACCAUCCCAAUAACCUCCACCACGGGCUCGUCCCCCGCGGCUGGGAGCACUGGGAGCCCCGCCGCCACCACCACCACCACCACCACCACGCCCAGCGGAGACCCGCAGCCCGGCAAAGUGCAGCUGGCGGCCCAGAAGCUCAACAGCAUGGAGGGGGGCGGUUCGCAUCGAGGGUCGGUGGACCUCAGCGUGGCCAGAUACCGAACAGAGAAACCCUCCAAGUCUCCUCCUCCACCUCCUCCUCGCCGAAGCUUCCCGUCGGCUCACGGACUCACCACCAACCGGACCGGAGAGGUCAUCGUCACCAACAAGAACCUGAAGAUGGAAGAAGACGGCGAUUUGCCUAAAACUCUGGUGAAGCUGCGACGGACCCCCUCGGACACGCCCCGGCCGGCCUCCACCCCCCCAGUGAUCGCGGCGUCGGCGAUUCAAGACGAAGACGACGAAGAGAAGAUCAUCGCUGAGCUGGAGAACAGCAGCAACUCUCCGGGUCCGACGAAGGGUCCGACCGUCGCGGCCCGGCUCAAACACCUCCAGCAAGGCAGCCUGGAGAGGCCCAAGACCCGCAAGCAGAAAGAGGAUUUCCCCAAAGUCCAGGGCCAGCAGCAGGUAUUCCACUUCUAA